Molecule: messenger RNA, 2052 nt
Organism: Vitrella brassicaformis
Lineage: Eukaryota; Vitrellaceae
Source: the annotation of a GenBank genome assembly
GCACAGAAACGCGUACGCCCUAACGUCCCCUCACGUCCUCAACUCACUCACUCACGCACUGUCCGCUGUCUUGAGAACCUUGGAUGGGCGCUCGCCUCCCUCGCCCCCCUCACUACUCCCACCCCUGCUCUGUCUCUUCUGCCGGUCAACAAAGUCCUGCAAGCUGUCAACUCCAAUCCCCCUCUUGGCCAGCCCCUCACGCAGAGCCGUCUCCAGCCCCUCGCCGCCAUCCAGAGUGACGGCCCUCCCGCCAGGCACCACGAAGAGCAUGCUCGAUUGGUCGAUCCAGCGGAACUGAGGCUUCAGAGCAUCCCCCGCCUCGCCGGAGAUGUCAGAGAAGUACCGCUGGAAGUCCGUGUUGUUGAAGGCGUGCUCGAAGCCGUGGAGCCAGAGGAUGAUGCCCUUGUCAGUGUCGAGGAUGAGUCGAUCCUCGCCCACCAAGUCGCCCUCCACAUUGGUGUUGAAGUCCCACAGCGACCGCAUGAGGUGUAGAUAGUUGGCGUGCACAGACACGUCCGGGAUGCCGGGAUCGGCCAUGAAGUACGCAAAAAGCCGACCGGUGACGUAUGCAUCGUAGCCUGCGAACGCGCGAAUGCACACACACAAACGUCACGCCCCUAUGUCCACCGGGGUGGCUGAUGUGCGGUCAUUUCGCACUAGCGUACCUGCUUCGUGGAACUUGGCGUUGCCCGCAUCUGCUCGGUAGGUGUCGAAGCCCUCAGCCAUGACGAACUCCACCGGCAGGGAAGACCUCUCUGCCAGCUGCUCAGUAAGGUCCUCCAGACCUACGCACGCACACGACAUCAAUCCAUCACACGAUAAGCCGACCUCUCUUCUGCACUGUCCUCCUUCCCACACCUGACCUGUGGAAUCGAAUUGCUUGUCGGGAUGAUGAGAGGCCAGCACUGCAGAAGCAGACGACAAGAGCCCCCUGCUUCUGUGUCCGUCUUACCUCUGUGUUUCUGCAUACGUUUUGUGUCGUAGGUGGUCGGCAGGAGGGCUGCCUUGGCCUUCUUGAAAGCCGCCGCACCGUCCGGCAGCGGCGCCUCCAUCCGGUGAUACAGGAACAGGAGGUCGUAGAGGCCAUUGUGGACCACGACCGGCUUUCUCGACUUACAUAUCAUCUUCCACACACGCCGGAGGCCCACCUGCUCACGGAAUACCUUCCUCUUGGCCGCCUUGUCGCGCUCCUCCCUCUCCUGUUUCUCCUCCACGGUCAGGUUGAGCACCACCCUCUGUGGAAUCCACCUGCUCUUGCCGGGGCGGGUUUCGACGAUGAGAUGCGGGAAUCUUGCCUCGAUGGUCUCGCGCACAGCCCGAGCUAAGAAUGUGUUACAGUUGGGGAGGACAAGCUCCUUGGCGCCGCUCUGCAGCAUGGCACCCACGCUCUCCAUGACGUUCGCCAGGUAGCUGAUGUCGUCCUGUCUGGUGAGUUCGAUCUUGUGCUGCGGCCUGCCGGGCAUGUCAAGAGGGUCUAGUUGCUGCGGUGUUGGGAAGAGUGACUCGGCGAGAUUUCUCUCGCCGGCAGCGUCGAGGUACGAGAUGCCCUUGCUCAUCCAGCGGCCGAAGUCAAAUGAAUGGGAUCGCAGAAAGUCCAUCGAGGACGAAUCGAUAAGAAGCUGCUGGGAGAAGCUGUCAUUGUGGGCCCGGGGGAAGCAAUAGAAGUUGAAGGGCCGCACUUCAUAUGUGCGCUUGCCGCUGCCACUGCUGUCUUGACCCUCCGCGAACAGACAGACGCCCCACUGUGCGAUUCCGUACUGAGAUGCGACUUUCUGCAUCUUGCCGUAACGCACAUCUGGAGUGUCGCUGGCUGAGAUCUUGGUAAAGGGGUUGCUGUUGAGAGUGAUGCCUGUCAUCUCGAGGUCAAUGGCGAUGAAGGCCGCCGAUGGAACUGCUGCUUCGAACAUACACAUGGCCUCCUCGGCGUUGUCGGUAUCAACAUUCAUGGCUGAAAGAACAGAAGGUGUCUACAGACACAAACAGGCACAAGAUGCGUUGACAGAUCUAUGUGGAAAGCACGGGGAAAGCACAACGGAGAAGGCGGAAUAUGGG